This is a messenger RNA of Colletotrichum higginsianum IMI 349063, 2589 nucleotides long. Its product is annotated as Is centromere binding protein at prophase. Gene Ontology annotation, cellular component: RZZ complex. The transcript has 9 exons. The coding region runs from base 1 to 2589 and encodes 862 amino acids. Gene Ontology annotation, biological process: mitotic spindle assembly checkpoint signaling; endoplasmic reticulum to Golgi vesicle-mediated transport. Lineage: Eukaryota; Fungi; Ascomycota; Sordariomycetes; Glomerellales; Glomerellaceae. The record is from RefSeq and is a predicted model, not a curated record.
AUGGCUGUUGAGAAAGGUUCGCAUGUUCCUGCGCAUGUCGGAGAGGCUAUAGUCGCCUUCGCGCUCGAAGGACACUUCCCCGACGAGCAACUGUCUUCGCUACCGCUAUCCUCUUCCGACCUAUCGCCUGCGAUCGAAGCACUAGAGAGGGUGAAGGGGGACUUGGAGUCCGAAAUCCAUAAGAUCAAUGAGGAAACCAAGGGCGAUGUCAGCUCCUGGGUGAACAACGCCAGAACGCUUCAGGAAGACAUCCUGCGGUCCAAGAGGCUGGCCGACGAUAUUGUGCGACAAUCAGAGGCUCCGCAGGUUUCGGGAAAAGCUACACAGGAUGCCGAGGAACACGCCCAAUUUCUGGAGAAAGAGGUGCUCUACACUCAACAGCUGCACGAGGUGCUCAGAGGGAUACAACAAGUAAAUGAGCUUCUGGGUGAAGUCGAGCAGGCAAUGAACGAGCGGCGCAUCGUCGACUCUCUUCGAUGGCUGGAAAAAUCAUGGGCGGAGCUCGACGCAGUGCCCGUCAACAAGAAAGCCUGUCGAGUUAUGAGACUGUUGGAUCUACGAGCGUUCGAGCUCAAGUCGCACGUUCACGAUGUUUUCGACCAUGUUUGGGCGUCACUCGUUCACACAGACCUGGAAAUCGGAUCUCUUGCCAUAUACGCUAAACGAGAUGGCGAACAAAUGACCCUUUCGGAGGCCAUCAUCGGUCUUCAAGCAUACAAGGAAGUCGAAGAUCGGAUGUCGCGGCUUUGGCAUGAUGUUGAUAAGGCCAUUGUUUCUCCCAGAAUGGACGUCGAGGCUUCAUCACUACCGUCCAUUCGUGCUGACGAGAACGUAGUCGAUCUGCAUGGAGAAGCCGGCAGGUCAAUAGACGAACUGUUGACAGACCUCCAGAAACUGGUCGAAUUUAUGGCCAGGAGACUGACCCCCGAUCUAUUGAUGUUUUUUAGCCCUAUUAUGAUGAGCGAUGUGGUACCAAGGCUCAUUCAAGUGUGGCUGGAUGCUGCAGUGCCUUCGACGCUGAAAGACCUUGACCAGUUCCAAGCCGUCACCCAGUCCGCUCGGGGUUUCUGCGAAGUGCUCGAGGCCAACGGGUUUACAGGGUUUACGGAACUCAAGGAGUGGGUCGGCAGUGCCCCAUCAAUAUGGCUUGCCAAGUGCAGGGAGACGGCUCUCGACUCUGUCAGAGUCAAGUUGUCGAACGGCCUUGGUGUCCCAAGACAGGUCGAAAGGAUCGAAAAGCAGAUGGUGUCGCGGUCUGAAGGCAAGCAGUUGACGGCAAACGGUGUCGCUGGCACCACAACCGAUGAUGACUGGGGUGCUGCGUGGGGAGUCGAUGACGUGGAGGAGAGUGCCGAUGCUACGGACACAACGCAAACCACUCAGGAGGAGGACGAUGGUGCAGAUGCUUGGGGCUGGGACGACAACGACGACACGGCGGAGAGUAAAGAAGAACUUAAAGCGCAGGAGCCGCAGGAACCAGCAGUUGAGGACGAUGACGACGAUGCGGCUGAUGCCUGGGGAUGGGGAGACGACGACGCGACGGAGCUGCAGCCCGAACUCAAGCCUCAAGUCUCAAAGACCCAGGCCAAGAAGCAGAAAACGACGCCCGUCGAGCACGCCGAGAGCAGGGAAAUGGUUCUCAAAGAAACGUACCACAUAUCCUCUAUGCCGGAGCCAGUACUAGAGCUUAUCCUGGCCAUCUUAGAGGACGGCGCAGCUCUCACACAGCCUGAAUACGAGAGCAGCCCCGUGGCAGCCGCGGCUCCGGGUCUCUUUAGUUUGCCGACCUUUGCACUGGCCAUGUUUCGAGCAGUGUCGCCGCACUACUACUCACUAGAUAUUGGCGGGAACAUGUUUCUCUACAACGAUGCCAUGUACCUGUCUGAAAAGCUCGCCGACCUGGCGUCAACGUGGAAGGCGCGCGAGGACCUGACGACUCGCGCCCAGAACAUGCUGCGCAUCGACAACGACAUCAAGAGCCUACGGAACUUUGCAACGCGCGCAUACACUAACGAGCUGGGGGUGCAGAAAACGGUCCUUCGAGACCUGCUGGGAGGCGAUCAGAGUCUAAUGCAACAGGACGAACUGGAUAGCUGCGUGGACUCGGCAGUGGCGCGAGUCCGAUCCCUGGCGGUGACAUGGGAAGCAAUUCUGGCACGUUCUGUGUGGUAUCAGGCGGUGGGGUCCCUCGCCGACGCCAUCUCAUUCAAAAUCAUUGGCGAUGUGAUGGACGCAUCGUCUAUUGGCCAGGACGAUGCCUACAGAAUAGCGCAGCUCAUUGCAAAGAUCACAGAGCUAGACGACCUCUUCCCUCCGUCGCGGUCGACAGCUCAGGGGCAGCAGCACGGGGCGGACGGGGUUCCGACGACGGCGCAGUACGCGGCCACGUGGCUCCGGCUCAAGUACCUGAGCGAGGUGCUUCAGUCCAACCUCAACGAGGUCAAGUACCUUUGGCACGACGGCGAGCUAAGCCUGUACUUUUCGGCGGAUGAGGUGGUGGACCUUAUCGAGGCUAGCUUCGACGCCAACCCGCGGAUGAAGGAGACCAUCCGGUCCAUUAGGGAGAAUCCAAACCCCGUGUACGGCUGA